AUGGGAAUUAGAGAAAGACUUCAUCCAAGGGAGAUUGGUGGAGGACGUUCAGAGUUUGCAAAAGCAUGUUUCUCAAUGACUCCGCACGAGAAGUCAAUUUUUUGUGGAGUUAUAAAGGCUGCCAAGUUACCAGAUGGGACUGCAUCAAAUAUUUCAAAAUGUGUACAAGUUGCUGACAAAAAAAUAUCCGGUUACAAGAGCCAUGAUGCGCAUUUCAUGUUACACUAUUUGUUGCAAAUUGCAGUAAGAAGCACAAUGCCCAAGGAGGUGGCAACCCCACUAAUUCGUCUUGGUUCCUUUUUCCGCUCUCUAUGUCAGAAAGUUAUACAAGUGGAAGAUUUAGAUUACCUAGAAGAUGAGAUUGCAGAGAUACUUUGUCAGUUGGAGAUGAUAUUUCCUCUAAGUUUCUUUGACAUAAUGGUUCAGUUGCCUAUUCACCUGGUAAAUGAAGUUAGAUUGGGUGGUCCUGUUCAAUUUCGAUGGAUGUAUCCCACCGAAAGAUACUUGUGUAAACUUAAGAACUAUGUCCGCAAUAGAGCGUAUCCUGAAGGUUCUAUUGUCGAGGGGUAUCUGGCUGAAGAAGCUAUAACAUUUUGCUCAAGUGAGCAUGAUCAGAGUGUUAAUUCAAACACUAACAAAAGGAUGUGGACCAAGGCCAAAAGUCAAAGUAAAGAAUUUGGUGAAUGGUUUAAAACUCGUGCCCAGAAAGAUGAUGUGCCAUUACAACUUGAAAAACUUUCUAGAGGUCCUAGUUUUGUUGCAAAGAGGAAACAUCAUACAAGUUCAAAAUCAACAACAAUAGAGCUUAGCAGCAUAAACACAUUCAAAGGGAAACAUCAUACAAGUUCAAAAUCAACAACAAUAGAGCUUAGCAGCAUAAACACAUUCAAAGGCUCCAAGGAUGGAAAUCCUAGGACAGAACCCAUCACAUAUUAUGGAGCCAUUGUUGAUAUAAUUGAGUUAUACUACUAUGGAAACUUCAACUUUGUGUUGUUUAAGUGCGAUUGGUUUGAGGUUGAAAAAGACAAAUACAGACUUACUUCUGUGCGUUUCAAUAAGAAAAUUUAUCAGAAUGAUCCGUUUGUGCUACCUUCUCAAGUUCAUCAAUGUUACUAUGUCCAAGACCCUUUUGAUCCAAACCGGCAUUAUGCUCUGCAAACAGUUCCACGAGAUUUCUUUAACAUUGCUGACACGUCAAACUUACAAGCUAAAGCACCUUCUAACGGAGAAAAUACUGAUGGUGAAUUAAAUUGGGUUAGGGAAGACAUACCUGCAACAAUAGCUGAAACACCUCAUGAAAUGAAUGAAGCUGAAAGUGAUGGAGAGGAUUUUGAUUAUGAUGAUACCCUAUUUGAUUUCAUGGACUAA
Messenger RNA from Vicia villosa (hairy vetch), 1368 nucleotides. RefSeq lists its product as uncharacterized. The coding region runs from base 1 to 1368 and encodes 455 amino acids. The transcript is spliced from 5 exons. NCBI's taxonomy places the organism in Eukaryota, Viridiplantae, Streptophyta, Magnoliopsida, Fabales, Fabaceae. The record is from RefSeq and is a predicted model, not a curated record.